This is a messenger RNA of Monopterus albus (swamp eel), 8760 nucleotides long. RefSeq names its product leucine rich repeat containing 7 (gene lrrc7). Gene Ontology annotation, biological process: cell-cell adhesion; receptor clustering; embryo development. Lineage: Eukaryota; Metazoa; Chordata; Actinopteri; Synbranchiformes; Synbranchidae. Gene Ontology annotation, molecular function: protein kinase binding. Gene Ontology annotation, cellular component: basolateral plasma membrane; postsynaptic density; postsynaptic membrane. The record is from RefSeq and is a predicted model, not a curated record. The transcript is spliced from 34 exons. The coding region runs from base 630 to 5594 and encodes 1654 amino acids.
UGUGACUUCUGGUUCUUCAUCAACUCGCCAAUCAGCGUUGGCUGUGUGGGGGCGGGCCCAGUGGUUCCCUAGGUUACUUGUGUGAUUGACAUACAGCCUCCUGCAGCGGAGCACGCGGCAGUGUAUCACUGAUGCUCUUGCUUCCCCACGGAGAAUAGGGAGAAACCUGGAAGAGAGGAGAGACGGAGAGAAAACACAAGAACAAGAGGAAUGCUAAUUAUUGAAAGUCGUUUGCUCUCUUCCUCCUGAUCUCCUUACUGGAAAGAUGAAAGCUGGAGUGCUGGAAGAAGCCAGCUGAAGGAAGAAGAAAGGAAGGAUUCCUGAAGGAAAGGGAUCUGUUGAAAACCUAUAUGAAGACGAUACAAGAUUCAACAAGAGUUCUGCUACUGACUGCUUAAAUGAACGACAAAUGUAAGAAAAUGUUCAGCAGAGCGUGAUACCCAUAAGGCCUUGCAGGGGCCCAGUGGGCGGGGUUACAAGGAGGCAGCAAUGAAUCUGACCAACCAAAGGCCGUCACCUGGGGAUAUAAGCUCCGCCCAUAACUGAUCUCCAGGGUGACAACUGGACCAUCACCUCAUACGCCAGCAUUUGAAACCUCAUUGGGCCACAGAACAGUGCAGUGUCUGGAAAUGACCACAAAGCGGAAGCUUAUUGGCCGGCUGGUGCCGUGCCGCUGUUUCCGUGGCGAAGAGGAAGUGAUCUCAGUGUUGGACUAUUCUCACUGCAGUCUGCAGCAGGUCCCCAAGGAAAUCUUCAGCUUCGAGAGAACUCUGGAGGAGCUCUACCUGGACGCCAACCAGAUUGAAGAACUACCCAAGCAACUUUUCAACUGCCAGGCCUUGAAGAAGCUGAGCAUGCCUGAUAACGACCUGUCCAACCUGCCCACCACCAUUGCCAGCCUGGUUAACCUCAAAGAGCUGGACAUCAGUAAAAAUGGUAUUCAGGAGUUUCCAGACAAUAUAAAAUGUUGUAAAGGCCUGUCUGUGGUGGAGGCCAGUGUCAACCCUAUCACAAAACUCCCAGAUGGUUUUACGCAGCUCCUGAAUCUCACCCAGCUCUUCUUAAACGAUGCCUUCCUGGAGUAUCUGCCAGCCAACUUUGGCAGACUCUCCAAACUACGGAUCCUUGAGCUGAGAGAGAACCACCUGAAAACCAUGCCAAAGUCCAUCCACAGACUGACACAGCUGGAGAGGUUGGAUUUGGGUAGCAAUGAAUUCUCUGAACUGCCUGAGGUGUUAGAACAGAUCCACAACUUAAAAGAGCUGUGGCUGGAUAACAACUCUAUACAGUCUAUACCAGGGACGAUAGGGAAGCUUCGUCAGUUGCGGUACUUGGACUUGGCUAAGAACCGUAUUGAGACAUUGGACACAGAAAUUUCAGGGUGUGAGGCCUUAGAAGACUUGCUGCUGUCCUCCAACAUGCUCCAGCACCUCCCUGACUCUAUAGGAAUGUUGAAGAAGCUGACAACACUGAAGGUAGAUGACAACCAGCUGACCUCACUGCCUAACAGCAUCGGGAGUGCGAAGCCCAAGCAAGGUCUGUCUUUGUUGGAGGAGUUGGACUGUAGUUGUAAUGAGCUGGAGUUGUUGCCGCCCACCAUUGGCUACCUGCACAGCCUGAGGACUUUCGCUGCUGAUGAGAACUUCCUCACAGAGCUGCCCCGGGAGAUCGGUAACUGUAAGAAUGUGACAGUGAUGUCAUUGCGGUCCAACAAACUGGAGUUUCUUCCCGAUGAGAUCGGACAGAUGAUCAAACUACGAGUGCUUAACCUUAGCGACAACAGGUUAAAGAAUCUACCAUUUACCUUUACUAAGCUGAAGGACCUGGCAGCUCUGUGGCUUUCUGACAAUCAGUCCAAGGCUCUGAUUCCACUGCAGACAGAGGCCCACCCAGAGACCAAACAGAAGGUUUUGACCAACUACAUGUUUCCUCAGCAGCCACGACACGAUGAGGAUUACCAGUCAGACAGUGACAGCUUUAAUCCUACUCUGUGGGAGGAACAGAGGCAGCAGAGGAUGACUGUGGCCUUUGACUUUGAGGACAAGAAAGAAGAGGAGGACAACUCUGGGAAGGUCAAGGUGGAAAUAAAUCUAAAACGCUACCCAACCCCCUACCCUGAGGACCUCAAGAACAUGGUCAAAUCAGUGCAAAGCCUUGUGGGUAAAAGUGUGCACACCGGACAUGGGCACCAGCACCAGCUGAGCACAGGCACUGUUACCUCGGCAGGAACCAACAUGGAACACACACACCUGAGCAAAGAACCGUAUGAACCACCGUGGCCCCUGCCUCCAAAAGAGGUGACAGACAGAGAGAUGCAGGACUUCUCUCAAACUCAGCUAAUGGAUCAGGGACCAAUGCAUAACUCUGGCAUUGACAUUCCCAAAAGGAAGGACAAAGAGGAUCUGACAGAAAGCUCCGAGGACUCGAUGGGUGGCUCCCCCAAUGACAUUCGUAUCUCUGACAUGAGGCCCACCCUGGUGGAGCCAGCAAUGUACAAACCAAAGGUGGUGCUGCUGGGCAAGGACAAAAAAGAGUCGAUAGAUGAGGAGGUGGAUAAGCUCCACUGUCUGAACCACAGCGGCUCCUCAGCCACUUACUCCGACUACUCCCCCUCACAGGGCUCCUCAGGCUCCUCCAACCCACCCGCCAACACACACUCACACACACACUCUCACACACACCAACACGCUCCGGGCCUGCCACCCCCCAGCAAGGACCAGGCUCCUCAGACACACUGGACCAACAGACUGGCCCAGUCAUUCCCCAAGCCCAUUGACUCCAAGCCCCUACUAUCUCAGAGAGAAACCCCUCCGUCAGGAACCCUGCAGCAGCGUGGGGAUCGACGCCCACUGAGUGAGCCUUUUGACUGGUCUCAGGCUCCUCACUAUGACAACACAGGUUUUGAUGCUGAGGAGUCUCCUCUGGACCCUCCAUCAUCUACUGCGAAUCAAGGAAACCCUCCACUGGGCUCCAAACCCCGCAGCCAGUCAGCACAUGGACGCCGCCCGCUCCUUAGGCAAGAGCGAAUCGUAGGAGUUCCACUGGAACUGGACACCCAGACGCUCCCCUUCCACACCAACCAACGCUCCACCCCAGACAAUGACCCACAGUCCUCCGCACCUCCACAGAAUCCAUGGCAGAAUUGGACCCGGACCCCUAGCCCGCUGGAGGACAGAACUGCUUUUCCCUCCAAGUUGGACCUGACACCAACCUCCAGCCCCAACCCCGACCGCAAGGAGAUGGACUCGAGACUGGAACAAGGAGCAGGUCCAGGCAGCUGGACAUACCACAAUAAUCCAGGGGAGCAGAACAGGAAGGAUCAGCUCAGUGUCACUGGGGGCAACAAGGUGACGGUUGUGAUGAGUAAAAGCUCGGACCGCCUAUCUCCCAUGAUGAAGGAGACAAGGUCCAAGUUUAAAAAGUCACAGAGCAUUGACGAGAUUGACAUUGGCUCCUACAAGGUCUACAGUAUUCCCAUAGACAGCUAUAGUUCAUCCAUUGAGCAGCAGACCAGUUUGGACCGCUCAGACCUUCCCGGUUCUAUGGAGCAGACCAGUAUGUCUAGGUCGCAGUCUGCGCCCAUGUUAGAUGAUGAAGUGGGCUUCCCAGGACAUGGAGCUGGCAACCAGAACCAGCCAGCACACAACCAAAAACCUGCCAUUCCACAGAAAGCCUACCACUUUGACCAGAACUACAAUCCCCAGGUGACCAUGGACCGUCGGGUCCCCCCUCCCUUCCCAAACACACCGGAUUAUGUCAACCACUCAUCAAAAGCAUUGGAGUACAUCAACCAAACAGGGAAGACAUUACCUAAGGAGUUGGUGAGUCCUCGGUAUCGUGCAUAUCCACCACUGGAGAUGUUUUCUUUCCCCCAAACUCCGGUCACCCAGGACGGUCUGCCCAGCCAGCAGCAGCAGCCGAUCCCAGCACAACGGUCCAGGCCAGGGUUUUUGAGGAGGGCAGAUUCAUUAGUGAGCUCCACAGAGCUCGCUUUGUUUCGCAGAGUCCAUGAAGCCCAGCAGGAGGCGCUGCAGGAAGCUCAAUACAGGCAACAGGCGGAGCCCCCUCUUUAUGGUCGGGCUCUUGCCUACUCCACCCCCAUGGAGCACUCUGCUCUCACCAACAUGUCUGACAGCCAAAGCCAGAUGUUACACAGCAAGAGAAAUGGUCGUUAUGAUGAUGACUAUCCCACCUACCAGGAGCAGAAGAAGCCCAUGAUUGGGUAUCCGACCAAGAGCCUGACUCAGCGCCGCCCCCUGUCUGCCAGGAGCUAUAGUACUGAGACCUAUGGAGUAUCUCAGGUAGACCAGCUGUCAAGAGACAUAGCUGCUGCUGUAAGCUGUGCCCGCCCAGUGUCAGCUCGUCCCACCAUGGCUGCCCUGCUGGAGAAGAUGCCCCCUGACUACACCCUGGCAACCUGCCCUGAGAAAUCACCUGACGACACCAUCAAAGUAAGACCUGUUGUACCACAGAAACCUGAAGACAUCACCUCCAAGAUGCCUGCUGACUGGAGGCAACAGCUACUUAGGCACAUAGAGGCCAAACGAUUGGACAGGAGUGGUGUCCUAAAGCACAACACGCUCACGCUGGGCAUGCUCUGUCAGGGCGGGGGUCACGGCCAGGGGCGCAGCAGCACUUUGAACUUUAAUCUUUACAAUAACACUAAGCAUGAGCCCCCUGCUGGCUGCUGGCUGCCACUACCUCCUCCUCCAUCUGCUAAUGCUACCCCCUCUCAACAAGCUGCCAUGCUGGAUAAUGACCAGGAGGGGGUAUCAGCAGGCAACCAGUGGGCUCCUUACUCACUUGGCCGGAGGGAUGUACCACCUGACAACCUCAUGAAAAAGAGUGCCCACUCCCACAACCCUUCCCACCAGUCACACAGCACCAUGAUCGUCACUUCUUCUUCCUCUUCCUCGGCCACUACAUCUCAUCGUGUGGUCGGGCAGCAGGGCUACGAUGGGAUGAUGAACAAAGUGGGCCAGUAUCAACCAGGGAUGACUAUUUCAGUGGUCCCCUCUGGGGGCCCGGGGCAGUACCAAGGCAACAUGACUCAAGCCCAUCCCGCUCCUGGUCAGGCUUACCCCAGUGCUGGGCUGCCCAUGGCCCUGUCCUCGUCUGGAAACCAGCCCCAGUACAACCCCCAUACCUCCCAUCAGCCCUCUCUUCCUGCCACUAACCCCCAGUACCAUGGCAACCAGGGCAUGGUCCAUAGUAACCAGGUUGUCAUGGCCACUCACACCAAUCCACGGCCUCAGAGCGCUCGUUGCCUGUUGCAGACUAAAGGCCAAAAGAGCACGGACGGUUUCCAGGAACAGUUAUGUGUGAGAAUAGAGAAGAACCCCGGUCUUGGCUUCAGUAUCUCUGGUGGUAUCAGUGGCCAGGGGAAUCCCUUCAAACCCUCUGACAUGGGUAUCUUUGUUACUAGGGUACAGCAUGACGGGCCUGCCGCCUCCGCCCUGCAGCCCGGAGACAAGAUACUGCAGGCUAACGGACAUAGUUUUUUACACAUGGAGCACGAGACAGCCGUCUCUCUGCUGAAGAGUUUCCAGCGGAUGGUGGACUUGGUGGUUCUGAGAGACAGCAGUAUGUGCUAAAAAUAGUUUUAUAACAAACACAACACAACACAACAACGCUUCUCUUCCCUGCUCAUCGCCAUCCCACACCACCCCACCUGCCUUCCCUUGGAGGCUUGUGGAACUGAAAAAUGAGCCGCCUUUUUUACCUUUUUAGGGGAACAAACAGACAUUUAUUUGCCUAUUGCUGGACCAAAGGCAAAUAUUAGUGCCAAAUGUACCAUAGGAAACAUAUCGGUUCCUCUGUCCAGCGCCAGUCAGGGACCUGAUCCACUGCUAGACAGGCCACAAGAGGACUCUACAGUCCCUACGGGGCUGCUGCAGUAUGGACUUUGUGGUUGGUUUGUUCAUUAGGCAGUCUGAAGAGUUUGUUUUUGUUGGUUAGUUAGGGUUCUGGGGUAUUUUGCCUUUUUCCGCUGCCUCUUAUUUCGCUGUCCACAGUGAACUUUUAAUUAUUCGUUUGGUCUAGCACAUGGUUCACUUUCCGUGGUCUUCAUUGUUCCUCUGUUGGGUUUUUUUUCUUCUUUUUCUUCUUCUGUGUUAUAUAUUUUGUUCUGAUCUCCCUCUUUUAUUGUCUUGUGCAUCUGUCUUCUGUUCUGCCCUGCAGGAACUAUUGCCUCUAGUGUGCAGAAAUUGAAAACAAGAUUUUCUGUCUUGUGUAUAUACUUGGAGCUGCACCCUCACUGGGGCCUGGACAGCUCUAAAAGUUUAUGAUGAUUAUAACUGUUGAUAAAUCACAUCUGAAUCCUCGAUUAUGAACAUACAGAGGUCAUUUCAUUAUACCGCUGAUUUAAUUCUGUAUGGAAAACACUUUUCAUAGUUUGUCACUUGCUCUUUGUUUGUAAAACUGUUGCUUGCACAGCUGUGCUGAAAAGUGCAGUAUUUACUGUAUGAGGCUCAGACCACUGAGAUUUUUGGCAGAGUCUAACUUGUCCUGCAGUGCCAUCUAUUGAGUAAGUCAUGCUAAUGUUUACACACACUGCCACACGCUUGAACUAACUGGCAGACACACAGCACAAAUUCACUGGUGUGCUCUGUGCACUAUUGCAUAGCGAAGACCUGGCUAUGCUAUCUGAUUUUAAAUUUUAGAUGCCAUUAUAAAACCACCCUCACACACACGAACGCACUGUUUUCAUGUCUGUGCCAUAUUUUGAGGUCAUGUUGUUUAGCAUUGCUAGUACUGCUACUAUGCUAGCAUAGUAAUGUCACAUCCCUCUCUAACUGUUUUUGUAUAAAGUCACACCAUGCUUUCACAUCAUUGGUCACUACCAGCCCGCCACUUUCUGCUGGCUUCUGGAGCUCCAGACUCUGGAUGUGUUAUACCACUGAGUUUCAGUGAGACUGAUGUUCUAACGUUGGUGCCAUAUGGACCCUCUGCCCCUCCCUUGUUGUAUUUACAUAGGCCCAAAGUGUCUGAGUUUUACAGUACCUCUUUGUGGCCCAUAUCUGAUCUGCACACAGUAAAAGCAGCAUCGUGGCCUUUUUUUUUCUUCUUUUAACUCUAAACCUGUGUUCAUAUCAUCAGGUGUCUGCUCACAUCUGCUCUGGUGAUGUGUCCUGACCUCUGAUCCUCCUGUGGAAAAAGAAAGGAAAUUGUUCCUAUAAGAAUCAAUAGGUUUAACACACAGUAUUAGUGUCUUAAUGGGUAAAUUUGCAUGGACUCCAAUUUUCCCGUUUGAGACAAUCAGGAAGAGAUCUGAUCUGUGUCACGAAGGCUUCUGGCUACACUUGAAACUUCCUUUUAAUUUUUGUAACCUGGGGAAAAGCUAACUGACAAUAGAUGCACAGGGAAGUUUGCCAGCUUUGUUGGUGAAUAUUCAAAGUUGUAUAUGGAUCAUGUCCGGUUGGGAAAAAGUGAUGCAGACUCAGAUGUAGGAGCUGAUAUUGCAUGAGAUGUUUCUGGCUGAAGUUGGAGCCAUGGCAAAGUGGUCUUAUAAAAUCCAAAUUUUAUUGACAUGACAGAAGUCACCACAGAAAAAGACUGAAGUGGUUCGUUUUCUGUUUUUGUGUAAAUGCAACAUGUCCUGAAGAUGUUUCUUGUCAGUGAGUUUUGUUCUGUUCUGUGUAACAUCAGAUGUUUCAUCAGAGCAAAACAACAUCCGUCACUGCCCUCCGCUUUUACUUGACGUGGCGGUGUCACCCUGUGUCCAUUUUGUGUCAACUCUCCCAAUUAAGCAUCAGAAUUAAUUCAACAGGAGGGACACAAAAUGGCACAGAGUAUUUGUGUGGCUGAGAGAUCUCAACCACAGGUACCCACGCAACCCUAUGUAGAGUUUGAAAUAUUAAAGAUAUUGUGAUGAGAACAGAGAAAAAGGUUUGAUAAUAUAAUUAUUUUUUACUACAUGUUUCAGGUAAUUCUUUCUAAAUAUACUGAUAUACCUUAGCUUUGCUCAAAAAUUGUGAUAUUUUAUAAUGACACUUAUAAUAAAGUUAUGGAUGGAAAUACGCACAGUAUGACUUGGAGAUCUACACAUGUACUAUCUAAAACUGUAUAAAAUGUAUUUCUACUGUAAUUGUGAAUUUGUGUUAUAAAAAUAUAUAUUAUAUAUAUAUAUAUGUAUAUGACUAUAAAAACAGUCAUUUUCUAUGUGUUUAAACUAAAUAAGAGCUGAACAAAUGCAGAGGAUGGUGUUACUGUACAUAGCUGUGAAUGAAAUCCAAUUUAAAAUGACUCAUAUUGAUUGUGAAUGUACUCCUGCUUUCUGCGGUACCUACACCUACCCGACUUGAAUGCUGCUUCUUCUGUUCUGUGACAAAAAAGUACUUUGACCUCCGAAGAGAGAACCGCUGUUGCGUUAUAAGUUGGGAAAAUUUUAGUGCCGAUUUAACAGAACUAUUUAUUUAUUUAUUUAAUUAUUCAUUUAUUUAUUUUAUUAAUUUAUUUAUUUGCACAUGCAAGUUGAAAUCCUUCCAGUUUUAAGUUUGAGUAUUAAUGCAGAGAAAUGUAAUUGCUGAAGUAUAUAUAAUAUAUACCAUGUCUUUAGAAUGCAUUUUGCAGACGCUAUCUGUACAUACUAUUUAAGAUACAGUUUUUACAAAAAAUAAUAUAUGUAUAAAAUGAGAAAAUGCUUUGCAGCGAUUAUACUGGAGCCAUUUUGGGCUUUGGGAUGUACCAUUUUUUCAGUAUAUAAGAAGUGUUUUGAAUAAUGUACUAAAGUCUCUAUUGUACAAAUAAUAAAAAUGUCAC